Colletotrichum orchidophilum is the source of this 2247-nucleotide messenger RNA. RefSeq names its product TPR domain-containing protein. Gene Ontology annotation, molecular function: protein binding. Bases 1 to 2247 code for a protein of 748 amino acids. NCBI's taxonomy places the organism in Eukaryota, Fungi, Ascomycota, Sordariomycetes, Glomerellales, Glomerellaceae. The record is from RefSeq and is a predicted model, not a curated record. The transcript has 3 exons.
AUGGGACUUGAUCAAAAACACGAUGUCGACGCAGACGUCGACGCCGACACAGCAAACCCUACGCACCCAACACUCAACACCAUUGACUUCAACCUCCAAAUUGGCGUCGAGGAGAUUCUCACCGAUGUCGACCCCGAUGUCUCUCUAGAGUUCUUGCAGAAAGCUGAAGCCCAUUCAGGGAAACCACCUCCAACCCGCAUACCGAGGGAUACACUCGUCAGCACCCACAACGAGUAUGUUGAACAGCAACAAAAGUCCGGACAGCAGAGUGGGCCACGAAUGGUGAAAAAGGUUGUGUUGGCACUGUCUUACCCGCCGUCCGUCAAGUCUGCAGAGGAGCUCUCGCCGAUGCGCCUCGACGAGCUUCUGGUGGAGAAUCAUCACGAAGACAAAUACGUCGUCCUCAGGACAAUCGCACCACCUUAUACAGGAGCUGGUACCAUUACGAUUGUCGAGGAUCAGUAUGGCAGCGUCGACAAGAUGGCACUUUACAACCAGGGCAGCUCUACAAUCUUGCAGUUUAUCCCGGAAGGCUCAUUGGUUCUUGUGAAGGAGCCGUACUAUCGAUUCGGCGGAGACGACGACUUUAUGCUUUGCGUCGACCACCCCUCGGACAUCAUGCUCCUUCGGCAAGGGCCAGAUGACGCUCUCAUCCCGAAGGGUUUCAAGGCGGCCCCUGUAUUUGAAAAUGCGGCGGACUGGAAGGCGGAUGGCGAUCGAGCUUUCAUCUCAAACAAUCUUCCCUUGGCGGUGGCAAACUACACAAGAGCUUUAGAACUGGCAACAGAAGAGGACAAAUCCUUCCGAACUGACGUUCUAUCAAAACGGGCUGGUAUCAAUCUCACCUUGAAGUGCUUUGACAAUGCACUGUCUGAUGCCCUCUCGUCGAGAGGUGGAUCUUCAGACUGGAAAGCUUACUUUCUUGCCGCAAAAGCGUCGUACGAGCUCCCUGAUUUCCAGAACAGCAAACAAUACUUCGAGUCAGCUCUGGAAAUGAAGCCCGAAGCUACCAACAUUCGCAAGGACUAUAAGAGGUGCCUGGAAAGACUGGAGGAAGAAAAAGGCAACUAUGAUCUCGCAGGCAUGACAGCCAGCGUCACUUCAAAGAACAUCCACAUUGACAGAGCAAGCUUCCUCUCAAGGACUGAAGUCAAAGACUCACCGCACCACGGCCGCGGCCUCUUCGCAAGAGAAAACAUCAAGGCCGGCGAAAUCAUUUUUGCAGAAAAGGCCACCAGCGUCCCCGACGAAUUCAACCCAGAACACAACUCCGCCGCAGCCUACGCCCAGCUCGUCGAGCUCUGCGCAGACAACCCGACAAUCCACAACAGAGUCCUCGACCUCCACGGCGGGUCGUACAAGCGCACCGGCCGCGAGGGCGCCCUCGUCGACGGCAGGCCCGUCGUAGACGUCUUCCUCCUCGAGUCCAUCCGCCGCAAGAACUGCUUCAGCGGCGCGCGGGUCUCGGCGCAGGCCGCGAACCCGGAGUGGGAUAUGUGGCGGCAGGGCAUGUCGCGCGGGCUCUGGGUGUAUUCGGCCUACGCCAACCACGCGUGCCUGCCCAACGCCAAUAGGUCGUUCAUCGGGGACGUGCUGAUUGCCACGGCCACCGUCGAUAUUCCCGCGGGCACGGAGAUUACGCACAUUUACCUCCCGCCCAAGGCGGCGUACCUCCUCCGCCUGCCGCAGUUCCGCCGCAGCUGGGGGUUCGUCUGCAGCUGCGCCCUCUGCGCCGGCGAAGCCGGGUCCGCGACGGAGCGGCACGAGAAGAGGAACGCGGCUCUUGCGGAGAUUGAGGCUCUGAUUAGGAGGAAGCGGCCUACUAAGUUCUAUCCCGACGCGACGAUACGGCAGGUUGAGAAGCUGACGAACAAGCUCGAGGCUCUGCACGAGAAGGAGGUCUAUGACGAUCUUGCGUUACCGCGGUUGAUGCUGGUUUGGCCGACAAUGUGGCUUGCGGAGGUAUGGCAUACGAGGAAGCAGUGGAACAAGGUUGUCAAGUGGGGGGGCGAGGUGUUUCGCAACUUUGGAUUCGUCCAUCCUGUCAGGGACGGGAGGCUGUGGAUGUAUAAAGACACUCUGGCGGUGACGACGUUUGAGGUUCUCAGGGCGCUCAAGUGGUCGUCUGAGGCAUACGCGGCGCUUGGCCAGCAGGUAUUGGCUGAGGAUUGCUUGGAUGCAGCGAGGACCGGCUUGAAGACCAUGGUUGGGUUUGUUACUGAUGAGACUUUUGCAGCGUUCAAGUGA